CCCACCCCCAAAGGUAAACUGAUUCACCAACUGUUUAUUUCACCCCUUUACAACAAUUUACCUGAAUCCAUCCUUGACGUACAACCUUACAACCUUUCUAACUCACAUUAGAUACCGUCGCCAGUCGCCUGCCAUCUCAACGUAACCCUCCGUAACGUCAUCAUAAAGAUUCGUCGGCUAUUCAAUUGUACAAUUGAUCCUACUUUCUCACCUACACCACUGAACCCACUGUGCAUCUGAUUCGCAACCUCGCAACCUCGCAACCUCGCAACCUCUCAGGCUGUAUUGGCCUAGUUUGUCCAUACAUGACCUAUUACCUACAUAGGUACCAGGAUAAUACCAAAAUACCAGCAUACCAGCAUACCAGAAUACUAGGAUACUGGAUCUGAAUUCAAUUCAAUCUUCGAACUCGGCCGACCGCGUCGUCUAACCUACCUACCUACCUAUUCACCCCGCACAAAGCAAAACAAUUCCCCUCAAGGGAUCUCUAUCUCUCACCUUCGAGCCGCGCUGUCUUUUAGGACCGAUAUAUCAUAAAUACCACCUACUGCCAGUCAUCGACUGGACUGCGUACGCCUGGAACGUGGGCUUUUGUCCACACCCUCUUUAACAAGAUCUUCUCCCACACUUAGAUCAUUUCUUAUCAAAUCUUCAGAUGAUAUGGCAAUACGAUAUACAGCUGAAGCGCUAGUUUAUCUGCGCGAGUCCCCGCUAUGUAUCAAGCCGAGUACACUACCUCCUGCGGAAGAAUGGAUGGGACCGCCGCCUGAGACAUUCCGCAAUAAUCAAGGGAACAAGCCUGGGACAGAAAGAAGUAAAAGCAAUGACAACCCUUUACUCGAACAGACUAAUAGGCGAACAGGUGUCGAUAGACAUGUAUCGCGGAACUCUGGGAAUCCCGAGGAUAUUAUCCUGGGGCCCCCGCGUAUGACUUUCUCAUCGGCAACUUUAUCGAGGGGCAACAAGCCUUUCGAUAACGAUAAGGGUCCUAAAGAGACCGAUUCUCGAGACCGCUUCGCUUUCCGGUCUCGGAAUGGCGACACCGACAACUCGGAACGUCCCCGUGACCGUGACCGUGACCGCGAGCGAGAUCGUGAUACCCGAACCACUUUUCGUCGGCGUGGGGAUGCAGAUCAGGACAGUGACGGCUGGAGCACCGUUAAGCCUCGCAAAAGCUUUGGGCACGAAGGUGCCGAACGUUUUCAUGGACGCAUGGGUGAUCGCCCUGAGCGCUUUGGGGGAGAGCGCCGAGUCCGUGAUCCAGAUGAUCGCGAGAAUGGCGAACGGCCUCGCCGCACCUUUGGUGAAUUUGCCAAGGAGAAAGAGGGCGAGGAAGGUGAAAAGCCUCGUAGAAAUGGCGGCACUAAUAGGCAUCGGGCAGACCAGCCUUGGCUAAGGGAGAAUAACGAUGCAUCGUCCGCCCCUCGGGAGCGAUUUGAUAGGGCGAGAAGCUGGAGAGAAAGAGACGAACAACACCAAGCCGAAGUACACCAGGAAAGACCAAGAGAAAGAGGGUUCGAACGAAGAUGGGAUCGAGACCGAGAUCAACGUCAAGAACGUGAUCCGGAAUGGUACGCCGAACCAGCAGAGGAGCAGCCUCAAGCACGUACCCAAGAGGACUUCAAGAAGUUCAUGGAUAGCAUGAAGGCUGGGAAGAACCCAGUCAAGGCAGAGCCAACCCCCAAAUCAUCUGCCGAAGCAUCUGCGCCCCCCGAGAAAGUUGAAAUCGAGAAAACGAAGGCCAAGUCAACGCCUGCCAUUGAGAUCGGCCCAGACAAGUUUUUCGCCGCAUUUGCUCAGAGUACUAGCAUCGAAGGCGCUGGCAACGCCGGUGAACCAAGCAAGGAGAAUGCUGUGCCUGUCAUGAAACCAAAAUCAGGUUCUCGGUUUCAAACGUUUUUCUCAUCUCAGGAGGAAUCACGACGGCAGGUAGAGAACCCAGUUCCUGUUGUCAGCGCACCGCCACCGCCCGAGAUGAAUCCACUCCUAGCCAUGGCUGGAGCGCAGUCUGGAUCCCAACCACAAUCGCAAAACGACGUGGCCGAGAAAGUAGCGUUCCAAGCCUUGCUCCAGAAGUUGCAGAAACAGACUCUACAAACACCCCCUCCAACCAGCGGGUUUUCGGAACCUCCCCCCAAUCAUGCGGCGGCUUCUCCUGGUCCAUUCCAGCCCUACAUACAAGAGCGCCGUGACGAGCCCCUCGCUCGUGGUCUUCCGCCAAACCUUCCACCGAAUCAUGAUGCUCACACGCCUAGACCACAACUUAACCCACAAUUUGCUGGAAUGCGUACAGAGCAACAAAUGCUCCAUGAAAUCAUUAGCCAACGUCACGUUGGCCAGAACCAGCCCGCUAUGCGUUCCGAGCAGCCACCAAGCCGUAAUAGCAGCAGCAAUGCUGAGUUUCUCAUGACUUUAAUGCAAAGUGCUCGACCGGCGCCUGAAGUCCAGAGAAAUGAGCAGCUUACUAUGAGAAUGCCGCAACCUUCCAGGCCGGCACAGAUUCUCCCCACGCCAGACCGAGAUCUAGAUUAUCAGCAUGAGCGCAACACUCCACUCCAUCAAGUUGGUCGCGGCGCCAACCUUCCUAGUUAUUUCGAUGAACCUCCAAUGCACCACCGUGAGCAAGACAACCGCCCGCAACAACCCACUCAAAUUCUCCAGCGCCAAGUUCCCCCGGGCCUGGAUCAGAUGCACCCCGCUGCUUGGAUGCAAAACAACGGGCAACAAUUGCCUCCUCCGCAGCGUCCCAUGAUCCCGCCUCCUGGAUUGGCCGGGAACCCACGUAAUGGGCCCCUUCCCGGUUUCCCGCCCAACUUCCCCAUGGGCGCAUUCCCUCCAGAAGGAAUAGCGGCCCCCCCUCGUAACAUGGCGCCCCCUCCUGGAUUCUUUGGCGGACCACCGCCGCCGCCACCGGGGUUCAUACCACCCGGAAUGGGUGGUUUCCAGGGACCAGAAAACGUCGGGUUUGGCUUCGAUCACCGCGGAAUGCCUCCCCCGCCAGGUGCUUUCCGUAGGAACUAGGAGUCACCCGGGGCUGGUAACGUCGACGGAGAACAAUCGCUCAAACCUACAUAAUCUACCGCUAGCCCUAGCUGGAACCUUCCCAACAUAACAUUGUUUAGUGCUUUCCUGGCAAGGGCCUCCAAAUGGAGGAGAAACGGCCAAAUUUUCGUACUGGUAUCAUGUAUUUGAAACGUGAGGGACUAGAAAGCAAAGGCUGGAAUCGGGAGAAAGCCACCCCUUCAUUAUCAAAUGAAGGGGAGGGGAGGGAGGAUAACAAGAGGUUCUUAAAAACCGUCAACGCCCAUUCUUGCCUCUCCCCGAGACUCCAGUCUAGGAAAAAGGGAAUGGCAAAGGAAGCUUUCUGG
Hypoxylon fragiforme is the source of this 3368-nucleotide messenger RNA. RefSeq lists its product as uncharacterized. The transcript has 3 exons. The coding region runs from base 661 to 3021 and encodes 786 amino acids. NCBI's taxonomy places the organism in Eukaryota, Fungi, Ascomycota, Sordariomycetes, Xylariales, Hypoxylaceae. The record is from RefSeq and is a predicted model, not a curated record.